AUGAGUGAUCAGCUAAUGCGUAUAUGCUCAGUUGGCGGCAAUCCCGUCUCGGCCUUCUUAUCGUGGAGGCUCCAGGCCACCAACGCCUGCGACGUGACGCUGGUAUGGAAAUCGGGUUUUGAGCACGUUGCCCAGUAUGGCAUCUCGUUCAAGUCAUCCACAUUCGGGAAUGAGCGCUUUAAGCCGCGGCAUGUUGUUCGAAAUCCAGAAGAUGCUGCGGGCAACCGAGACGGCCCCUUCGAUUACGUCAUCCUUUGCGUAAAGGCUCUUCCUGAUGUCUACGAUCUCGCCGCCGUCAUCGAAUCCGUUGUUACUCCUCAGCAUACUUGUAUUCUUGUCAACACCACACACACGCUCGGAAUCGAGGCCGCAAUUGAGGAACGCUUCCCAACCAAUGUCGUCCUAUCGCUCGUCUCUGGGGCUGAGCUUACGCAGCUUGGCCAGAGCGAGUUUGAGCACAAGGGAUCAACUGAUGUCUGGGUCGGCCCUGCCAGCCGGAAUGCCAAUAUCCCACAGUCCAUCCAAGAGGACAUGGCCCAGGCCAUUUCCAUGACGCUUAGUUCCGGCCAAGUCAACAGUCAAGUAUCCAACAACAUCCGACAACAGCAAUAUGAGAGAGUUAUUGGACCGAUUGCUUUCCAUCCUAUCAGUGUAAUAUUCGAGACAUCCAGUCAUGUAGCGCUCCUCGAGAAGAUAGGAGUAAAAGAUAUGAUCUCCGAGGUCAUUGACGAACUACUGCACCUUGCCGAGGCCAAUGGCUGCAAAUUCGCGCCCAAUUUUAAGCAGUCAAUCAUGGAUGACAUGGCAAAACCGAACCAACCCGAAAGCAUCAUGUGGCAAGACUUCAUCGCCCGGCGACCAAUGGAGGUCGAGACAUACCUCGGCUCACCCAUCAGACUCGCUCGGGAUGCCAAAGUCUCUGUACCCCGGAUUGAAACUCUUUAUGCCAUCCUCCACAAUCUCAACAUUGUCAACCGAAACCGGCCGAAGCAGGAUGCGGCGCCCGUCGGCAACGGACCUAGCUCACCAAACAAUCCAUCUCCAUAUCCACCUCGAGGCCCAUCACAGGCCGGCUUUCGCCCAAUGAUGCCCAAUGGCAACGGGAUGCCACCUCGCCAGCCACGACCUAGAACAUCGUCCAACUUUAGCAACGCGGGAGGCAUGCGUAGGCCUCCGCCUAAUGCAAAUGGCGGCCCCAAUGGCUAUGGAAGGCCACCACAGAUGAACGGCGGGGGCUCUCGAGCCGCGUCCCGACGUGGCUCAAUGGAAGGCAAUGAUUUGGAGGAGUUUUCCCACCUCGUACUGUACGACGAUAUCCCAGAGGGCCAGGAACAGUCUUUUGGUACCGACAACUCGGAUCUCGCUCUCAGAGAGCGAGAGCUACAGCUGCGGCAACGCGAACUGGCUUUGAGAGAGCAGGAGAUGCGGAUGAGGCGUGGCCCUCCUCCCCCUCAAGCAUCUGCGCCUCCCUCUCGCCGAGGACCGCCACCAUCCAGGGGAGGAUUUGACGACGACGACGAAGACGACGAUUACUUCGACCCAUCCAUGACCGCCAACGUCCCCAUGAUAGACCCAGACAACUUCGACAUGAUGAGUGUCACCUCAAGGAAAAACCGCAAGGUGCCUGGGCCGUCUCAAACCCAGAUGCGACGAAACCCCGAAGGAGACGCGCCGCCGUCCAAGAGUAGCAGGUUCCGACCCUUUGGUCGCAAUCGUUCCAGCCAAAUGAGCCAAAUAAGCCAAAUGCCCACGGUGAAUGACAACAUCCUCGAUGACCCGCUGCUAAGCUUCACAUCGAACCGAUACGGAGCGGUGGACCGCGGCGCAAUGAGCGCAGGUUCUCGUGCCAACUCUUUGACUGCCUCUCGGUUAGACGAGAUGCAAUUUGGCCCUGGAGGGGGCGGCGGUCAAACUAUGACUAUGACCAGUGGUUACCCUCGACGAACUAGCCAUUCGCCGGGAAAUCAGUACAGCCCUUCGAUGCGAGGUGGAAAUGGCAGACCAUCGCCACCAAAUGGAUUCGGCCCUACCAACGGCCAACCUUCACCACCUAACGGCAUGAGACAGCCCGUUCCCCGUUACCCACCGGGUCAAGGCACCGUGGUCGCGCCUCAGCAAGUUGAACAACAGGUCGGGGUGAGCUCUCUCAAUCCCCCCAAGUCUAGAAAUGGUCAUAGUCUGACUGGCAGUGCGAGUGCUAGCGCGGACAGUGGUGAAUUCGGCUCAGAACGAUCGGCAUACAGCAGCCAAGGCAGUCUUCAACAGCAGCAGUACCAAGGACAGUGA
Messenger RNA from Trichoderma harzianum CBS 226.95, 2286 nucleotides. RefSeq lists its product as hypothetical. Gene Ontology annotation, cellular component: cytoplasm. The record is from RefSeq and is a predicted model, not a curated record. The coding region runs from base 1 to 2286 and encodes 761 amino acids. Gene Ontology annotation, molecular function: oxidoreductase activity. NCBI's taxonomy places the organism in Eukaryota, Fungi, Ascomycota, Sordariomycetes, Hypocreales, Hypocreaceae. The transcript is spliced from 4 exons.